Sphenostylis stenocarpa is the source of this 753-nucleotide messenger RNA. The record is from the annotation of a GenBank genome assembly. Lineage: Eukaryota; Viridiplantae; Streptophyta; Magnoliopsida; Fabales; Fabaceae.
AUGGAUUCCAUCAAUAGGACUCAAUACGAGAGAAAAGAAACAAACCCUACGAUUUUGUUGCAAAAGAGUAUCAUUUUGCUUCUUUCUCGUUGGUAUGCCCUUCAAAUGGCUAUUGAGAAUCAAUGGGGUGGUUGUGAUUCUCUUCAGAAAUCGCAUCAACUUGCUGCUGAUUUAUUCUCCUGGUUCUCCAAAUCCAAUGCGUUGAUUCCUGUUGAAGAUUUAGAAAACCUACUCUAUGAAAGUAUGUUGCUUACAUUCAACACAGAGAUAGAAGAUGGGAGUAUUGAACAGCACUAUAUGAGACUUCUGAGGCAGCAGAUGACAUUUGGCCAACCAAUGUAUCUUGUUCAUAGACCAGUUGUCGAAACAAAUGUUGUAGAUGGGUUUUUGAGCUUGAAGUGUUUCUAUAACCACCUUACUUUGAUGCUCAUGUCUUCUAUCAAUCUCAAGUUUUAUAGAUAUCAUGUUACUUCUCCCAUCACAGCGUCGACAAUAGUAUUCGGCAUCCCGCCCCAAACUUCUAACUUUACCAGCCAAAAAACAUUCGAGAGCGCAUUCCAUAUGAGCAACGUGGCCACAAAUUCCGCCGUUAGCAUUCACUGGACACUUGAAAUAUCUAAAGCCACACCAUAUGCUAAUCAGCAGUUUGAAAGAGACAGGACUGCACAGCACCGCGCGUCUUCACCAACGAAUGAAGAAACCAAUCCCCGGUCUUCUCUUUUCAGACGCCUCUUACGUUCUUUGGCCAAAUAA